This is a messenger RNA of Caenorhabditis elegans, 1172 nucleotides long. RefSeq names its product BTB domain-containing protein (gene C30G4.2). Bases 327 to 1025 code for a protein of 232 amino acids. The transcript is spliced from 4 exons. Lineage: Eukaryota; Metazoa; Nematoda; Chromadorea; Rhabditida; Rhabditidae. The record is from RefSeq and is marked reviewed.
UACUGACUUUUUCAAUUUAUUUUACGCUUCUCUCCGCCUUCGAAGACAAAAAAUGGGGGAAAUGUAUUGUGUAUUUCCGUUCAACUAGUCAAAAAUAGCAAAUCCAUCGCGUCACUUCCAAAUCAAUAGGACAUCGUGGCUCUUUUUCCGAGGAAAUUAUACCCGUGAAUCAAACGCUGGUUGUCAGAAAAAGAGCAACUUGAAUGCACCCCGCGCACAGCUCUUUUUCAAUUAAACUAUUCUUGUUCUCCAUUUGAUUUUUGCUUGGGUUUCCUCAAAUAUUGGCAUCACCAAUCCGCAAUUUUGCAACAACAUCCACUCCAAAAAUGAUUGGACCACAGGAAUUUGACAUAACUCUAGCUGUUGCCAAACUGAAUUUCAACAAUGUUGAUUACCUCGGUAUUGAAAUCAAAUACAAUCAAUGCCUUCCCCGUGGAACAUCUUGCGAGUACUCCACCGAAGUGACUGUCAUGAACAGAAAGUUCAAUCUCAAACACCAUCAGUUUGACAAUGAUAGGCUUUAUCUCCCGACUUUCAUGAAAUGGGAUGAUGUUGUGGACUUGACAUAUGAAGAUGAAUCAGUAAGAUGUUGUGCGAAAGUGGUGGGAUUUCGCCAUUUAGAGAAUGUUGAGCGAAGUUUCGGAGAUUGCAGUUAUCAUGGAACAAGUGACCUGCGGCAUGUUACAACUGUCAACUUGACUAUUACAGUUGGAAGAUACAAGAUUUUAGUGAACAAAGAUUACCUGAUGUCAAUGUCAGGAUUCUUCCGGACAAUUUUAGAGAAUGCGGAUAAGAACUCCAGGCAUGACGAUCUCGUGCUAACAGAGUCGAGAGAUGAGGCUUUUGUGACUAUGAUUGAUAUAUGUCAUCAUAAGUUCUGGUGUAAUUACCAACUUAAAGAGGACCUUUUUGAAGUUGCAAAGUUGUACGAGUUUCCAUUUGUCAUCAACUUCUACAACCAAUUUUUCAACUCGGACCGUGCAUUUAAUGCUGACGACGAGUUGUCUUUAGAAAACACUAUGUGAUGCAGUUUGACUGUGAUUAAAAAUUUGGCAACUUUUUAAACUGUAUACUCAUUUGCUUUGGGAUCUCAGCAAUAAUUUGAUAUGUAUAUAUUUUUUCUAUAAGUCUCUUUAUGUUCAUGUUUAUUUUACAGCAAUAUCUAGAUUUUU